CAACAGAUCCAAGAUGCCUCAGUUUGAGAAGACCACGGUACACAUGAGAGACCCUGAGAGGGUGGAGCAGAUCAUAUGUGGGCUCAUCAAGGGAGGAGCUUCCAAACUACAGAUCAUCACAGACUUCGACAUGACGUUAAGCAAGUUCGCCAUCAAUGGCAAACGCUGUCCAACGUGUCACAAUAUCAUUGAUAACUGUAAGCUGGUAACAGAGGAGUGCAGGCACAAGCUGCUGCAGCUGAAGAAUAAAUACUAUCCCAUCGAGAUCGACCCUAACCUCACCAUGGAGGAGAAGUACCCGUUCAUGGUGGAGUGGUAUUUCAAGUCCCACACGCUGCUUGUGGAGCAGCGGCUAGAGAAAGACAAACUGCCAGAGGUGGUGAGAGAGUCUGACGCUGCACUCAGGGAAGGCUAUGAGCAGUUCUUUGACCGCCUGCAGCAGCACAACGUGCCUGUCUUCAUCUUCUCCGCCGGCCUGGGCGACGUGCUGGAAGAAAUCAUCCGCCAGGCCGGAGUCUACCACCCCAACGUCAAGGUCGUCUCCAACUUCAUGGAGUUCGAUGAUAAUGGGAUUCUGAAGGGUUUCAAAGGCGAGCUGAUCCACGUGUACAACAAACACGAUGGUGCCCUGCGGAACACGGAGUACUUCAAACAGGUGAAGGAAUACUGCAACAUCAUCCUAAUGGGCGACUCGCUGGGGGACCUCAGCAUGGCCGACGGCGCGCCCAAUGUGGAGAACAUCCUCAAGAUCGGCUUCCUCAACGACAAGGUGGAAGAGCGACUGGACAAAUAUCUGGACUCUUAUGACAUCGUCCUGGUGAAGGACGAGACUCUGGAAGUGCCCAAUGCCAUCCUCCAGAAGGUUCUAUAACUCCACCCCCAAGUUCAACCCCCCCAACCCACCCACCUCCCUACCUACCACCCAGUCCACCCUUCUCCUCCCAUCCCUUCUAGUCUCUGGCCUGUCAGGCUUUUAACACCGACCUAAACCUUUGUCGCCAGUAGAGACUGGUCACUAUUUAGCCCCUCCACUCGCCCUGGAUCCCACCAGAGUCAUCUUCUGAACCCCCCACCCCCCUUUACCCUAUAAAAGCCUUUUAAAAAGACAUUUUACAUCUCCUGAAUGAACUGUUUUAAAAGUCUACGCAGCAGCAUCA
This is a messenger RNA of Seriola dumerili (greater amberjack), 1157 nucleotides long. RefSeq names its product 5'-nucleotidase, cytosolic IIIA (gene nt5c3a). The transcript has 8 exons. Gene Ontology annotation, cellular component: cytoplasm. NCBI's taxonomy places the organism in Eukaryota, Metazoa, Chordata, Actinopteri, Carangiformes, Carangidae. Gene Ontology annotation, molecular function: magnesium ion binding; 5'-nucleotidase activity. The record is from RefSeq and is a predicted model, not a curated record. The coding region runs from base 14 to 871 and encodes 285 amino acids.